Molecule: messenger RNA, 1083 nt
Organism: Colletotrichum orchidophilum
Lineage: Eukaryota; Fungi; Ascomycota; Sordariomycetes; Glomerellales; Glomerellaceae
Product: late sexual development protein
Exons: 2
Coding region: 1-1083 (360 amino acids)
Source: RefSeq, a predicted model, not a curated record
AUGCAGCUCACAGCAACUCUCGCGGCCUCCGUGGUGAUGCUCGCCGGCCUCUCGGCAGCGGCCCCACUCGAACGCCGAGCUUUCAGUGCGGAACUCCCGAUCAGCCCGGAGCAGAUCAAGGUCGUGGAAGAAGAAGCGCGAGGAACGCUCCCCAAUUCUGCACCGCCGCCCAAGCUGGAGCCGAGCAGCUUGACAGCUUUCCAGCUCAUUCAGUUUAACGAACAAUUCGAGGUCGCCUUCUUCACUUCGAUGCUCGAGAACGUCACCAAUGGAGGACCCGGCUGGGACACGACCGAGAAGGACAGGAUGGUCGACGCACUGAAGGUUGUGGUUGCUCAAGAAAAGCUCCAUGCGCUCGACGCCAAGGGUGUCUUGGACAACUUUAAGGCUUUUUCGCCGCCGCCGUGCAAGUACCAGUUCCCGACGAACAGCUUGAAAGAGGCCGUGGCCCUCGCCGAAACCUUCACCUCUGUCGUCCUCGGCACUCUUCAGGAUGCGAAUCAGCUUUUGGCAAAGAAUGGCGACGCCGGUCCCGUCCGAGCCAUCAGCGCCGUCAUCGGCCAGGAAGGCGAGCAGAACGGCUUCUAUCGCAGCAUCCUCUCGCGCCCGCCCUCGUCGCAGCCCUUCCUCACGACGUCCAUCGCGCCCUUUGCCUUUUCGGCGCUGCAGUCUUUUGUUGUCAAGGACUCGUGCCCGUUCAAAAUGAAUCAGAUCAACAUCCCAACCUUUGCACCGUUGAACGUUAUGCAAAUGCAGGGCGGAGAAAUCGAGGCCAAGACGCAGAUGCUCAACUUUGAAGUAGACUUGCGGGAGAUUGUCACCGCCGGCCGCUUCCUCGGCAAGGACAAGGCACCUCUGUUCGUCACCUAUCUCAGCGGACUCAACGUCCCUCUGAGCGUGCCCGUCGCCAACCCGCAGUGGGAUGGCGCAAAGAUUGCGUUCUCGGCCGAGUUCCCCUUUGACACCAAUAGCAUGUACGGCCUGUCCAUCGCGGCGUUGACGUACGAGGGCAAGUUUACCAACCCUGAUGACAUUCCAAAGGCGACCCUGGCAGGUCCCGGAUUGAUCCAGGUCAACAAAUAA